This is a messenger RNA of Glycine soja, 1666 nucleotides long. RefSeq names its product methionine aminopeptidase 2B-like. NCBI's taxonomy places the organism in Eukaryota, Viridiplantae, Streptophyta, Magnoliopsida, Fabales, Fabaceae. The coding region runs from base 182 to 1480 and encodes 432 amino acids. The record is from RefSeq and is a predicted model, not a curated record. The transcript has 13 exons. Gene Ontology annotation, biological process: proteolysis. Gene Ontology annotation, molecular function: metalloaminopeptidase activity.
UAAAAAAAUAAAAAAUAAAAAUAAAAUGUUGUUGUGAAUAAUAAUCACGUUUUGCUCUGGUCUCAUCCUUCAGAGUGGAACCCUAAAGCUACAGGUCUCCUUCCUCCGUCCACCAUCGCAUCAAGUCGCAGCUUCAUAGCAGCACCGCACCGCACCGCACCAGGUCUUCUUUUUUUCUUUCAUGGCGGAGGAAAUUACUUCUCAAUUAAAAAAAAAUUUGCUAGAUGAAGAAAAUGGAACAUCAAGUCAUGUUGUAGAAGGGGCUGCUGAUGCUGAUGCUGAUGCUGAUGCUGAGCUUUCUCCACCAUCACAAAAAGGAGAUGACGCUAAAGAAGUUUCAAAGAAGAAAAAGAAGAAAUCUAAAAGCAAGAAAAAGAAAGAACUCUUACAACAGACUGAUCCACCAUCAAUUUCUGUUAUUAACCUUUUCCCAUCUGGAGAUUUUCCUGAAGGUGAAAUUCAGCAGUACAAAGACGAUAACCUAUGGAGAACUACUUCAGAGGAGAAGAGAGAACUGGAGCGCCUGCAGAAACCAUUAUAUAAUUCAGUUCGUCGAGCGGCAGAAGUUCAUCGUCAGGUUCGCAAAUAUAUUAAAGGCAUUUUAAAGCCCGGAAUGUUGAUGACUGACAUAUGUGAAACAUUGGAGAACACUGUUCGUAAGCUAAUAUCAGAGGAUGGCCUUCAAGCAGGCAUUGCAUUCCCCACAGGAUGCUCUUUAAAUUGGGUUGCUGCUCACUGGACCCCAAAUUCAGGGGAUAAGACUAUACUUCAGUAUGAUGAUGUGAUGAAAUUGGAUUUUGGUACCCAUGUUGAUGGAUAUAUAGUUGACUGUGCUUUUACCGUGGCAUUCAACCCCAUGUUUGAUCCACUGCUUGAAGCCUCUCGUGAAGCAACCAAUACGGGUAUUAAGGAAGCUGGAAUCGAUGUGCGCCUUUGUGACAUUGGUGCCGCAAUUCAAGAGGUCAUGGAAUCUUAUGAAGUUGAGAUUAAUGGGAAGGUGUAUCAAGUUAAGAGUAUACGGAAUUUGAAUGGACAUAGCAUUGGUCGCUACCAAAUCCAUGCUGGAAAAUCUGUUCCCAUUGUGAAGGGUGGGGAGCAGACAAAGAUGGAAGAGGGUGAAUUUUUUGCUAUUGAAACCUUUGCAUCAACGGGGAAAGGAUAUGUACGAGAAGACCUGGAAUGCAGCCACUACAUGAAAAAUUUUGAUGUUGGUCAUAUCCCACUGAGAUUGCCUAGAGCGAAGCAACUGUUAGCAACUAUUAACAAGAACUUCUCUACUUUGGCCUUUUGUAGGCGGUAUUUAGAUCGCCUAGGGGAGACUAAAUACUUAAUGGCAUUAAAGAACUUGUGUGACUCUGGCAUUGUUCAGCCUUAUCCUCCUCUAUGUGAUGUGAAAGGAAGCUAUGUAUCACAAUUCGAGCAUACAAUCUUACUCCGACCAACAUGCAAAGAAGUUAUAUCAAAGGGUGACGAUUACUAAUGUGGAUUUGAAGUUUUUUUGCUUUGUUUUAUAUAUAUAUAUAUAUAUAUAUAUAUAUUUAAUACUCACUGUACCAUUAUCUUUGUGAACUGUUUUCAUUAUACCAUCAACACUUCGGUUUUAUAUAUGUGCCUAUGGAGGACGCCAUUACUAGUUUAAUAAUUGGAUAUUUCCCCAAUAGAUAAA